AUGGCAGGUGAAGGCAAUGCUUCCCGGCAGGCGCCGCUGUCAAACAGCGGCCUCCUCACGGGAACAGCCACUUCGGAGAAUCCGAACGACGAGGUGCCGAGGUCCGGCAGUUGGCCACAAAGAAUCCCGUCCAAGGGGAGCUCUCGGCCAGAGCCACGCAGCCUCUUCAGCGCGAUGGCCGAGACGGUGCGAGGCUAUCUGCGAAAGGCUCAAGACGCCGAACAGGCCCAGAGGCUGCCGCAGGCUCGGCGCCGACCCUCUUGGGAGCGUCGCAGCUCCAACUCCCAGGCUCGCCGAGCCUGGCCGAGCUCCGAGGCCGGCCUCACGGACGUCGUGCGAGAGGUCUUGGCAGCAGUCAAGGAGCAGAAGCCCGAAGCUGCGCAAGAAAGCAGGACCAAGUUGUCCAAGGAUCCUGGAAUCUCUGAGGUCCCCCGCCCUGGACCGUCUCAUUGGGCUGGUCCGGGCCUGGAUGAAGCCAUGCCCGAACCACCGCAGACUACGGAGGCCGUCGCGCAUCUCCAGCAAGCCUUGAAGGCUCAGCAGGCAUCGUUCGAAAGAGCGAUGCAGGAGCAGGCGGCACAGCACCAACGAAUCACAGAGGCACAGACGGCAUCUUUCGUCCAAGCUCUACAGGAACGGGAGAAAGCCCUCGAAAGAAUCUUGCAGGAGAAGUCUGCCAAAGAUGCGCAAGGAUCCAAGCCGCCCGAGGCGGCGCAGGACGUCGCGCUUACGCAGGCCUGUCCGGGCCUGGAUGAAGCCACACCUGGACCGUCGCAGCGUGCGGAGGCAGUGCAGCCCGUCUUCCAGCUCCAGCAAGCCCUGGAGGAACAGGCGGCUCUUCAAGAACGAGUCGGGAAGUUGAUGGCAUCCUCCCAGAUCCUAAAGGCGACCAUGCAGGAGCGGGACCAGAAGCUCCAAAAGCUCUUACAGGCUGCAGGUCACGGCGAGGAGCCAGCUUUGCCAGGGCAACUGAUGGAUGACUCUGAGGAGGAGUCCUCCGGGCGACCGCAAGACCACGGGCACUGGGCUUCAUGCGCCGAGGCCACGGCUGCGCCGAGUCCAGGGCGCAGGGAGCAGCAGCCCACUGCUGAGGCUGGCUCGCUGGAGACGAAGGAGCCUGAGCCUGAACGGCCUGAACUUCCCGGUCCAGCUUGCUACUUGGCCUUGGAGGACGGCCGCGCCACGUCCUUGCAGGAAAUCGAAAGUGUCACACCGAAAGAUGACAAGCCGGCAGUGCCGCAAGGCAUGCGCUUCCAGUUCUUCCUGGAUCUCAUUGAGGAGAAGCGCGAGUGGCUUGAGAAGUCCACAGCCCGCGGCAAAGGGAGGAAAAACAUGUACGACGUGUGCCCAGAGGUGAUCAUCGAGAGGACAACCUGCGAGGAGCAGAUCCUGGUGCUCUCGGAGGCGGACGCGGGCGAAAUCGCGAGCUCCCUCGCGGACCCCAGCGGCGACCAGAGCAUCUUCCUGCCAGACUCCCUGCAGCGUCGAUCCGGUGUACACCUCGGCGGUAUAAAUGUGGAUGGAUUCGCCAUUCAGGGCAUCUUGUGUGAUGGCGGUGGCCAGCGCAGGGAGUACUGGGCGGCACGCGCCGAUCGGCAGAAGCACUGGAUGACGACUACCGAACAUGGCCGGGUGGACAAGGGCCCUUCAGAGAUCCCGGCCCACCUCCAAGACUGCGGGAAGCUGGGCGAGAAGUCGGCGCGGCGGGAGAAGGAGCUCCUGAAGCAGCCGGGCACGGUCGUGGUGCUUCGUCGGGGAGUGCCGUAUGCUCAGCUGGAGAAGCCCGGAGAGUUGGGCCUGCUCACCAGCUUCGUUUCGCACGCCUGGGGCGAGGAGACGCUGGACUUCGCCCACACGCUGAAGCUGCAUGCCGAGGACGUGAACCCCUCGAACCCAGGUGCCCUGGUCUACUACAUUUGCACGUUUUGCAACAGCCAGCAUAGCGUGGACUUGGGCGGCGACGACUGGCGCCAGUCCCCUUUCAAUCUCGCCUUGGAACACGUGGCAAGUUGUCGGCAGAAGUGUGGGCCGAUGUACCGGGCGGUGAUGCUGUUUGACAGGUCUUGCAGCACAUUGAAGCGGAAGUGGUGCAUUUUCGAAAUCUUCCGCUGCCAAAGUCUCGACCUGGAGCUAGACCUGUAUUGCAGGGACGGUGAGCUCACCCGGGCGAGCGAGUCGCAGCACGCAAAGGAAAUCUUGCUGAAGGUCAUGGAGGUGGACAUGAUGGCCGCCGAAUGUUCUGAAAAGAAGGAUGAGAGGACGAUCGACGGUGCCAUCGUUGAUCACCCGGCUGGCUGGACCGGCGUCGUGUCCAAGGUGAAGAUGCAGGUAAUGGGCCACCUGUCCUUUGUGGCCCACAUGGCCAUGACCCGCGAUGCCUUCACAGGCCAGCAGAUCGAGCCGGAGCAGUCCAUUGAGCUGGAGGGCCAGGGCUUUGGCAAGGUGAGCCUGUCGGAGCUCAUCGACGGCUGCAUGCAGGCGUGUCUGUCCGCAUGCUUGUCUGCUGCCGGGCAGCAGCAUGUCCCCGAAUCUGAGAAUCCCGCCAAGGCUCAGCUGAAGCGGGUGCUCAUCACUGGCCAGGGAGGCACGGGCAAGACCGUCAUCACCAGGGAGAUCGUUCGGGCAGCCGUGAAGCUGGCGCGUGAGAAGGCUCUGCGGCUGGUCCCGCUGAGAGUUCCGCUUGCCGAGCUCGCUCGGUAUGCUCAGGAAGACGGCGACAUGCUGCAGGCUUGGGCCGCGCAGGCUUUUGGCAAGGACGGUCAGGAGCUUUUACAAGGUGGUCGGCAGCUGCUUCUGCUGCUGGACGGCUUGGACGAAGCGGGAACGGACAGGCGGCGCAUCAUCAGCUGGCUCGACGGCUGGCUGCAGAAGAACAGCGAUCGCUGCGCCUGCGUCGUCGUGACCAGCCGGCCCUCUGGCACCGAUCAGGUGGUCGACGAGGAGGGCAAAGCGAGGGAGCCUUCGAAGUCCUCCGUUCUGCACCUUUCCGAGGAUCACCUGAUCACACAGGACAGCUUCCGACAAGGAUCUCCUGUUCAACUCAUCGACAAGCGUGACAUCGUGACUGGCAUCGGCAAAGUGCGCUUCUGCGAGGAGGGCUUCGUCCUCCCGGCCGACUGUGGCCUGCAGCCUCCAGGGUGUCAGGUACGGCUGCGACGCAAGGAGGACUCUGACUGGCUUUUCUCCCCUGCGAUCACUCUGCACCACUCCGACAGCAGCCGCGCAGAAGCCCUGCUUCGCCGGGCUUGGCAGCAUGCCGCCGGUGCCGCGGCCGAGGGUUCGAGGGGCGAGGAACGCGUGGUCGUCGCCCGGGUGGAUGGCGAGCGCUGGCAGGAUACAGACCCCAUAGUUUGGCGAAAGCUCCUGGGCUGGCCGGCGGUGGCCUUUCCCUGCCGCGCCUGCCUGGCGGUGAAGGUGAAGGAUGAGUCAGAGGAGGAUCGGGAAGAAGAGACGCCAGUGCGAGUAGAGGCCUGCGGCGGCAAGGUCUUGGUCACCGCAGCGGGUCUGGCGCCAGGCGACCGGCUCAGAAAAGGAGACCGUUCCAUCGAGCUCUGGCCCACGCAAGGUGCUUUCCGGACGUCCUUGGAGGACACAGCGAGCAGUGGCGGCACUCCUGCUGCGGCCUUUCUGUCGGAGAUGACCCUGCGAGCCGAGCUCUCCGAGCAGCUGCAAUUCCGACCCCUGCAGCUGCUGCCGCUGAGCCCGGGCAUCGCAGCCAGGAUCUCCAAGGUCCCAGAGCAGAUCCUGGAAACACUGCCGGACGUGGUUUGGGGCACACCAUUGAUGGCCAGCAUCCUCGGAGAGUACCGGCAGCAACAGGAACAGAUGGACACGGUGACGGCGGAGCUGGAUCUGAUGGAGUAUGCACUUGAAACGCUCAUUGCGAAGGCCGAAGAACGCACGGGGCUCCGGCUGUGUUCCCUGCGACCUCGGUGCCUGGAGAAGCUGCAGGCCGGGCAUCGCCUUUUCUUCGAAGCCGACUUCGAGGACCAGGUCUUCCGGGAGGCCCAGCGAGGCCACCUCCGACUCUUCGAGCCCGUGGCCGGGCAGAGCGCCGUUCAGGUGUACCACCUGAAGAUGCACGAGCUCCUGGCGGCCAAGGCCUGGAAGGCUGCCGGUGUCGACCUCAAGAAGGCCUUCAAGCAGGCCCAAGAGGAGCCCAUGCUGCGAGGCGCGGCGCGGUUCCUGGUGAUGAUGCACACGGCGGAGGAGAGCCUGGAAGCUUCCGUCGACCUGAGCUUCUGCGAGCUGGUAGCGCCCGACGUCGAAGCGCUCCGAGGAGCCCUCAUGUGCCGCGGUCGCCUCACGAUCUACUUGGCGGGCAAUCUGAUAG
Molecule: messenger RNA, 4333 nt
Organism: Symbiodinium sp. CCMP2456
Lineage: Eukaryota; Dinophyceae; Suessiales; Symbiodiniaceae
Source: the annotation of a GenBank genome assembly